GUGAAUGAAACUCUCGGCGACACCGUCGUGGCAAAAUCCAGGGUUGUUGCUGCUUUGACAAAGCCUAGCGAAGCCCUAGGUGACACUAUGGCAAGGUCAAACAACGCCAUGAUGAGGCCUGGGGUGACGCCAGUUGUGCGCGAGACAGGUUUCCAUGACGGCACCACAAGAGAUGGAUUUGAUGUCCAUGCCAGAAAAAAGGCGACGCUAGCAAGCUGGGGGUAG
Ilex paraguariensis (yerba mate) is the source of this 225-nucleotide messenger RNA. Lineage: Eukaryota; Viridiplantae; Streptophyta; Magnoliopsida; Aquifoliales; Aquifoliaceae. The record is from the annotation of a GenBank genome assembly.